AAUACGGCUGGCUCAUGGAUAAUAAUACGACGUUUGUUGGCCGAUUGUCGCUAGUCUGUCAACCCAACGUCUUGAACCACAUACAAACCCAGUGCCCCUCCCCUGACGGGAUGAUCAUGGGUAACCACGAUGACAUCAUCUGGUCGUCUGUCAAGAGCGGCGACAUCAGCUGGAACUUUGAGAAAUUCCUCAUCGACCAUCACGGGAAGCCUGUGCACCGAUUACCGAGCGUCAAUUCAAAAGAGCAAAUUUGGAAGGCUGAUCGCAAACUGCCAAUCAGAGAUGGGAACAGUUCAGGAGGACUUUUCCUUGGACUUUUAGAUAAUCAUUAUCAUCAUAACUAUCAUCACAUUCAUGAUCAUCACAUUCAUCGUGAUUGAUUCAUAAUUAGGCCCAAGAAUGAUUAGUACUUUGUAAUUCUUUUCUGGAAUAACCAAAAUGUCACAAGGACAUGAAGAAGGUUGUGCCAGGCUAACGGACCGCACAGUAUACCGUGAUUGGGGCAUUCUUAGUUAUUAUAAUAGUUAUUAUAUUAGUCAUUAUUUAACUGACAGGCAAAGUGUUGAUCUGAUUGGUCAGUAGUAAACUUGUAGAAUGCAA
Messenger RNA from Nematostella vectensis (starlet sea anemone), 600 nucleotides. RefSeq names its product epididymal secretory glutathione peroxidase-like. The record is from RefSeq and is a predicted model, not a curated record. The transcript has 2 exons. NCBI's taxonomy places the organism in Eukaryota, Metazoa, Cnidaria, Anthozoa, Actiniaria, Edwardsiidae. The coding region runs from base 15 to 380 and encodes 121 amino acids.